Molecule: messenger RNA, 554 nt
Organism: Aspergillus fijiensis CBS 313.89
Lineage: Eukaryota; Fungi; Ascomycota; Eurotiomycetes; Eurotiales; Aspergillaceae
Product: pyruvate transporter MPC1
Exons: 4
Coding region: 84-461 (125 amino acids)
Biological process (GO): pyruvate import into mitochondria
Cellular component (GO): mitochondrial inner membrane
Source: RefSeq, a predicted model, not a curated record
CUCGCUAUCUCUGCCUUCUUAACCCGUUCUUCUCCUCUCAGCGUCACUCUCCUCUCCAUUCAUUCUCUCCUUCGUCGCUCAACAUGGCUGCUGUAAUCAAGGCAAUCAAUGCUAAGAUCCGUUCCAACAAGGUCCUGGACUAUGUCUGCUCUACACAUUUCUGGGGCCCUGCCUCCAACUUCGGUAUCCCCAUCGCCGCUGUCAUGGACACCCAGAAGGACCCCGAGAUCAUCUCCGGCCAAAUGACCGGUGCCCUCGUGAUCUACUCCGGUACCUUCAUGCGCUACGCUCUCGCCGUCUCCCCCAAGAACUACCUUCUGUUCGCCUGCCACGCCGUCAACUUCUCCGCCCAGCUGACCCAAGGUUACCGCUACCUGAACUACUGGAACUGGGGUGGCCGUGAAGCCAAGCUCGCCCAGGCCGCUCAGCAGGGCAAGGAAGCCACCGAAGCCGGGCAAUAGACAACGCCUCUUCGCCCUGUCUCUCUCGCUCUCGCUUCCUCCCUAUGAGGUUUCUCGUCCUCUUUUUCUGUGCUGCGGGUGUGGCGGGGGUGG